Apis mellifera (honey bee) is the source of this 8943-nucleotide messenger RNA. RefSeq names its product circadian locomoter output cycles protein kaput. Gene Ontology annotation, cellular component: nucleus; aryl hydrocarbon receptor complex; cytoplasm. The record is from RefSeq and is a predicted model, not a curated record. The coding region runs from base 1700 to 4396 and encodes 898 amino acids. The transcript is spliced from 13 exons. NCBI's taxonomy places the organism in Eukaryota, Metazoa, Arthropoda, Insecta, Hymenoptera, Apidae. Gene Ontology annotation, biological process: regulation of transcription by RNA polymerase II. Gene Ontology annotation, molecular function: RNA polymerase II cis-regulatory region sequence-specific DNA binding; DNA-binding transcription factor activity, RNA polymerase II-specific; protein dimerization activity.
ACGCUCCACCGGCAGUUCGCAUCUGACUAUCGUACGUGUUGCGUCUUGACGCUCUUUAAGCUGAUUUUGGCAAAUAUUCGUUUCGAUGAAUAUAUGUAUUCUUGAAAAUAUACGAGGCGUAUAUACACAAGUGUUGACGCUUUGACACGCUUUUAAUAAGUAUUCGCUGUGUAUUAUCGUAAAGUAAACUGUAAAAUCGAGUCGCGCUGUUUGUCGUAUCGAUAAGCGAUACAUCGUAACUGUUCGAAAUCGACGUUCAAUCGACGUGAAAGUUCGUGCGUGCACUAUCCAUAUUGUCAUUGCUCGAAAUAUGGCGUAAAAUUUGUGGUUUGUAUCCGUGGAAUGCACGGUAUACGUGUAUUUUCUCCGUUCUGAGAGACAUUUGGGACAGUGUGUCAAGGCUAGAGAUUCCAAGUAGAAGUAACAUAGUGCCUUGGGUCUCGUUUUAUUACGUUUCACACGAUGUAAUGAAACGUCGGAGCGGGGAGAAAGAUCAGCGUGUGCAUUUGAAACGCGGUUUUGAUCCGAUGGUAACAAGGAUCUGCUCGUCGAUCGAUGCUCUCUUGUGAUCCGUAUGUGUCUUCGUGUACGGAUUUCCUGCUGUGCCGGGAUCUAGAACACGGUGUCAAGGUCGAGCGAAUCCGACGAGGAAUUCGCGUGCAUGUCAAAUAUUCGUAAGCAGAAAGCGAGAGGCAACCGUUCCGAUACGUGACAUCUCGGUGGUUCACGGUGAAGAUCGGUGUAUCGUGGAAUUGUCAAACGCGUAAAGCGUGUUAAAUCAAGCGGGAAAAAUCAUUACACCACGGUCGUUACGUCACGACAGUUUGAAGCUAGUGCGUUCCAGACGAAAAAAAAAAAAAAUGUGAUUUUCCCGCGACUUAUCUUGAAAAAACAGUGUGUUUUUGCAAUUUUUUUUUUCGUCAAUGCAAGUUUUGACAUUGCAUCGCCAUUACGUUGAGCGUAAUACACGUUCAUACACGAAAGAAAGAAUAACAGAGAUUUGGCGGGAUAACAAACUAAUCGUAGAUUCAACAGAGAAAAGCGUAACCAUCGAUAAAACAGUUUCUCUCUCUCUCUCUCUCUUUUUUUUUCUCUCUUUCGUAUUUUUUUCCGUGUAACAGUGCCUCUUCAUCGAAAAUUUCGAUAUAUUGUCGAAUAUUUGUUCGUCGGCCAACACAGAUAGAGAGGUUUUUUAUCUGUACGCGAAGAAACAAGCACGAGCGAUCGUGCGAGUAAGAUUAACCGGCGACCUGGCUAAUUUUAAUUCGCGCAACAAACAAGCCGCGAAGUUGUCGCGCGAUAACAGUGGUACAUCACAUCAGUUGUAACGUUGAACGUCGCUGUUUGCGCGUUCUCCAAUAUGGCGAACGACGCCGAAGAAGAGUUUAGUGUUCCGAAAGUUUCCUCUUGAAUAACACGUUCGUUUCGAGUAUCGAGAAUUUUUUUUUCAACUUAACAAGUGCGAUUAACGUAAAAGUGUCUAUGGAAAAGUGAAAAAGAACCAGUGUCAAAAGAUAAUUUUUCAAAUCGAACAAUCGAUACGCUCGUUUCUUGAUAUACAAUGAUACGCAAGGAUAAUCUACCGAAUUACAGUUUGCACUUUGAUCACGUGUACAAAAAAUUCAGAGAUUCGUGUACUUGAAUCGAUUCGCGCAUCGAAUCGAGAAAAUCGAUUGGUAUCGUUCGAAAAGUGUUAACUAUGUGGAGCAAAUCACAGGAGCAAGUGUACUUGCAUUCUCAACAACAACAACAACAACAACAACAACAAACGCUUCAUCCGCCGGGGAUCAUCGGCACGACCGAUAUGAUGCAACAUCAUCAUUCAACCGCCACCAUGGAUUUGUCGAUUCCAAGCAAUCCAAGGGCGUCACGGAACAUGGCGGAGAAACAACGCCGAGACAAUCUUAACACGAACAUCUCGGCGAUGGCCGCGCUCGUACCGACCGUCGCCGAAAGCCCGAGGAAGAUGGACAAGAUAUCUAUCCUGAGAUUGGCUGCUAAUUUCCUCAGAAUACAUUACACCGUUGGACGUGGCGUGUCCGACUUUCUGCCUCGAGAACUCGGCGAUCUGGAUUUGGAACAGUACAUAGGCGAUAAUUUGAUCAAAAACGGGAGCUUCUUUAUCGUUGUCACGACCACCGGGAAAAUAGUAUACGUCAGUCGGCAAGUUCAAGAGCAUCUUGGUCAUACUCAGGCGGAUCUGCUUGGCCAUUCUCUUUAUGCGUUCAUUCAUCCCAAAGAUGAAGAGGAGCUUGCGAGGAACCUCAACCCGGAUGAAAUGCAAGGCGUGGUAUCCUCGUUGCCACAGAUCACCGACGGAACGAACGACAAUUCCAAUUCAUCGGAGGAUUCAACGUCUUCGAAGAACGGGAAAACGUUCCAGAAUCAGAGGCGGACUUUCGAACUUCGAAUGUUGCAUCGUACUUCGUCGAGGCGGGAGCAUACACAGUACGAAUGGUUCGAGUUCUCUGGAAUACUCAGGCUUGCGGACGCUUGCAAAACUUCUACGUCGAAUGUUAAUCGAUCGAGACAUCGAGAAAUUACUUCAACCAGUAACGACAUCGUUUUCGUGGGUGUAGCACAAUUAUUGAUGAAGCAGCCACUCACGAAAAUUUCGAUAAUAGAUGCUAAUAAGAACGAGUAUAUCACUCGACAUUUGGUAGAUGGCAGGAUCAUUUAUUGUGAUCACAGGGUGUCAGUUGUGGCUGGAUAUUUGUCGGAAGAAGUAUCGGGUAUGAGUGCUUUUGGUUUCAUGCAUAAAGAUGAUCGUAUUUGGGCGAUGGUUGCACUUCGUCAAAUGUACGAUCGCGCGGAAACUUGUGGAUCAUCUUGUUAUAGAUUAACGUCAAAAACAGGAGAACCCAUUUAUCUACGUACUCAUGGAUAUUUAGAAGUAGAUAAGGAUACGCAAAUUGCAGUAUCCCUUGUGUGCAUAAAUACAUUAGUAUCGGAAGAGGAAGGAAUACAACUUAUGCAACAGAUGAAGAAAAGAUUCUCGGCUACGAUUUCUGAAACCAUGAGAGCCAUAAUACAAAAUGGAGAUGAUGCAUCGAUUGAUUUGGGCUCAGAUUCUCAAAAUCCAAAUUCGAAAAGUAAUAUGGAGGAUCCCGCACAAUUAGAGGAUGCCAUCACAUAUCUAGUUAGUGAUCUGUCAUCACCUCUUCCAGAAGAUUGUCUAUCACCUCCUACGCAAAAUGAACAGUAUGCGAAAGCUGCUAUGAUAUCACAACAUUUACCUCCUGCUGAAGCCCAAGCUCGAAGACUUGGAAUUAAGAAAAUCGAUCGUUAUUUAAUGGUGCAAGCCAAGGCAACAAAUAAUCAGAAAUCAGAAUCAAAGACAAAUAAUAAUAAGAAUAACUCUAAUGAGAGACAAGAAAACACGAGAUCGUCGAGAAAAACUGUACAUGAAGUUACAAAACAAACGCGUAAUAGUACACAAGAUGAACAGAAUUCAUCGCGAAUUAAUAACAUGUCUAAUGUAGAGUCAUGCGUAAAUACCCAACGAAAACCUGGAAUAUCUCAACUUGAGCUUCAUCAAAAUGUGGAUAUUUUGAAUCCUAAUACUACAGUUAAGAAACCUGUUGCAACAGUAGAAAAUAAUCCAUGUAACGUUAAAAUUGAACGUAACAUGGAUGUUUAUACGCCCGAGACAAUGAUUGAAUACUUUGAAAAGAAUGCAAUUGAUAAUAAUUCUGAUUUAAAGAGUCAUCCUUAUCCAUUGAAGAGGAUAUAUAGUGACGAAGAUAUUAAGACAGGUUGCACUAAAAAAAGACAGUAUAAUAAUGUUCCUUAUGCGUCAUCGGAUACAAGCGAUGAGCAGAAUAUCUCUUACAUUGAUUGUAAGCCUUUCGUCGAUGAAGAAUUUUCAGAACUUUCAACGGAUUUCAACAAUAUAAAUCCUCAAUCACUAAAGAUUGCUGAAUCGCCAAAUUCAAGUCUAAGUGAAGUCAUAACUGAUUAUCAGCAAGUGGAUUCUAGUAUACCACUUAUAGCUCCAAAUCCUGAAUUGGAAGCGGAAUAUGGCGAUCUUCAGGACAAUGCAUUGCUGAGCCCAGGCCUGGAAGCAAAUCCAGAUCUGAUAAUGAUGAAAAUAUUUGAUGAUCUAAGGCAUAUACCAAUUCUUGAAAAUACUUUUAAUGAAACAGAAGUACAAUUAACAGACAAUAUGGUAAUCAAUAAAGAAAUAAGGAAAAAACAUCUUCAACUUAUGAAUAAUAUAGCACGCCAAGAAUCACAAUUGAAUGUUUUGGCACGAGACUUCAAAAAUCCAGCUUUGCAAGCGAAAAGAGGAAGUUUAACACCAUUAGAGGUAGAACAUAAUAUGCAGAAACAAAUUCUCGAGACUUUACAAAAAGAUCAUAUGCAAAUAAAUAUAAAACAUAAUAUUGGUGUGUAAAAAUAAAAUUCAAAGUUUGGAAUUAAUUUUAACAAAAUAUUUCUUUGGAAGAUAACUAUUCUUAAGAAAUAUACAAUUGACAAACAAAAGUGUGCAUAUCAUUGCACAUUGAAUAUUUCAAUGAAGUUUAUUACAAUUUAUUUCUCAACCAAUAACGAAGUAGAAGAAGAACGUAACAAUCUGCAAUUGCAUAAUAAUCGACUUAUUACAAUUCAACAAAGGAAAGAUAAUAAUAUUUAUUAUCAAAGACGUCUAGUGAAAAUGUAGUGUCGAUUAAGAAAACUUCAAUAUUCUGUGUUUUUAAACUGAAGUAAGAAGAAGCAUCAUAAGUAGACAAUGUAUAAAAUAAUCAAGAUGUAUAUUUUACAUCUAUUCAUAGAGAAGACUUUUUGAAAGUCUAGUAUGGACAUUAUACAUCGCCAUGUUUGGCAUACAUAUAAAUAAACAUAUAUUUCAAUAACUGCUUGAUGAAACAUAUACGUAAAUUGUAUUGUAUAUGAUGGGCACGUUUUACAGUUUUGAAGGUCCAAUGUUGCGCAGUUUUCAAAUUUUAUCAUAAUUAACUUUUAUAUAGCGUGAAGCCAAUUUUAAGCGUCUACGCUAUUUAUUUAGCCUCCAGGACUGUUUGUGCUUGGCUAUUGUUCUCGAUCGAGAACGAAAAUUAUCUCCACGUCGAAUGACUAUGAUAUGUAUAUGUACUAUAUAUAUCGGAUGGAUACAGUACCAGUUCUGUUUAAAUCCUAUUAAUUAAUUAUUGGAAUUCAAAAUUAUAAAAAAAAAAAGCAAAUUUCUAGUACAAAAUUUCUGUUUUAGACAAAAAAAUAUGCUUAUAAAAAAACAUAUUAUAAAAAGAAUAUUAAUUAUAUAUAAUUGUACCUUUUUACUAUUGUUACGUGAAAUAAUUCUAUAACAAAUUGACUGUCUCGAUUUCUAUCGAUUUCUUUUUUUUUUUUAAAACAAUUUUGAAAAUUGUGUGGAUUGUUAUUAUUAUUUCUCUGAAUAUUUACAUGCAUUAUUUGUAACAUACAUAUGCACUUUUAAGCAUUUUACAUAUUGACUUGUUAUCUUUUUUUUUUUUUUUUUUUUUUUUAAAUAUAUAUUUCAUUGGAAGAUAAUGAUAAUUAAAAUUAUCAUUUUUUCAUAAUGAAAUUUUUGAGAGAACUUGGUAUUUUAUACGUUAUAUUUCGUGAUUGUAAAUUAUUUUGUUAUGAUGAAUUUUUAGACUUUACUGGCCUUGUUAUCCACCCAAUACCGUGUUGCUUUAUAUUAUUUUAUUAAUUAUAGUUAAGCUUUAGUAUCUACUAUAAGUAGUAUAAAAUUUUCGUGAUUAACUAAUAUGUGAUAUUAUUAAAAAAUACAUAUACUAUUAAUCACGAUUUUUUUUUUUAUCUAAUGAAUCAUAUAAAAAUCAUAAACAAGCAUAAUCAAACAAAUGAAUCCAAUGUAAAAAAUAAAAUAUACAGAAUGGAAAGUUAUGCACUGAAAAAAAUUAUAAGAGCGCAUACAUUAUGGAUAUAUUCAACACAUAUGAAUAAUAGAUCUAUAUGUAUAUCAUUUAGUUCCAGUUUCCUAUGUACAAGCAUAAAUAAGGCUGAUAAAUUGUAAAUAAUUCCGAAUGUCUUAUCGAUUGGUAUUAUUACCGAUUAAAGAAAUCACUGGGUUUUUUUUUUUGUGAAUUAUUCAUCAUUCAUUCAUGUUAUAUAUCUAUUUGCAACUCGUGUGCUAUUUCCCAAAUACAUUAAAGAGUUUUUCAUACUCUUGCGUACUGAUGCGAAUUAUGAUAUCAGUAGAAUUUAGAAUUGUAGUUUAAAAAUGAUGUUUUAAUGUUUGAGCAGUUUUUUUACCCCUUUUAGCGUAGAUUUUAAAAAUAAGACGGCAAAGCAUUGUAGACAUGAUAUUAUUCAAAAUAAUAAUAUUUAUAGAUUUAAAUUGAAUUUGAGAGAAGCUACAUAUAUAUAUAUAUACAUACAUACAUAUUUAUAUAUGUAUGUAUUUAUUUUAAUUGAAAAUUAUUUUUAAUCUAUGCUUUGUACGAAUAAAAAUUAUGAAAUUACGAAAAAGGGGUAUUAAUUCUGCGUAUAAAUUCUUAUACAUGUACACAACAUGUUCAUUGUAAAAAAAAUGAUCGUUAAUUCGUUUUUAUGUCAUUGACAUCGAUGUCAAACAUAUUGAGGUAUAUCAUGUCAUUUUAUUUUUGUUUUUUUUUUUUUUUCAACUAGGAUUAUAAUAUAUAAAUGUAUAAUAUUAAGAAAAGCUUGAGAUAUAAACUAUGCUCAUUUUUAUGGUUAAGAGGAUUCGAUUAUCCUUGCCUCAUGAUUGCUCGAUGUUGAUAAAGAUUCAAACUUUUUUAUAUAUUAUCAUAUACUGUUAGUGAAAAUAUAAAUGAUCCUACAAUGUAAUUCACAUUACAUUGUAUCGGGAUGUUUAGUUAAGUGAAUGGCAGACUUUCCAAUUUGUCAUGAUCAUUAUAGUACAAACAGCAAGUUUAAAGUGUCUGUAUUUAGUGUCACUCUCUUUAAUCUAUCAAAUUGUUCAUGUGUUUUGUGAUCUUUGGCAUUUCAAGCCUGGCCAUUGUGCUCAUUGUUUUGUAUGUUUCAAACUAUGCAUAUAGAAAUUGUAUUUCUACAAUUAAUUGUUAUUAAACUAAUUACGAAGUGAUCAAGAUAUGUAGUAUCUAUAAUAUCUUGUUAAUUAAAAACAUUAUAAUACGUAUAAGUGAUUUUUAUGUGUUUCUUGAAGCCUCUUGAAGUAAAAUAUGAUCAGUAUAUAAUGUCACAUCUAUAUAUAUAUAUAUAACAUUUAUCGAGGGCAGUGAGAAAAAUGUAUAAUAGUUAUAUAUUCAAUAUAAUCUGCUCUUUCACUCAAAAAAAAAAAAGAAAAAGAAAAAAAAAAAAAAGAAUCAAAAUCUCUGCCCGAUUUAGAACAUAAUAAUAAAUGAGCAGAACGUGACACGAACAGAUGGCACUACAGAAUUCGCUAAACAUUUAAUCUUAUAAUACUGUAAAUAUCUAUAUCUUUAUUAUAUAUUUUAUACUCUGCUGUUUGCACAUAAGUGAUUUUUACAAUUUAUUUCUGUAAGUUAACAUACGCGAAGCACAAUUCAAUACAAUUGUGUUUUACAUCCUUGUAUAUUUCUACACAUAUAUCUUUAAGUAAAGUAAAAAAAAAUGGCAUCUUUCGAAUUAUUGUGUGGUCGAAUUAAAAUAUUAAUUUUUGCAAUCUACAUUCUGUGCAUCAAGCAAUGUUACAAAAGUUUUUAUAUAUAAAGCGGUUGUCUCUUCGUAAUCUUGUUUGUAAAAAUGGAAGGAGGAUAGAUAUGAAAAAAAACAAAUUUAUCGUGUGCUCGUUUUCCGCAAAGAAAAAGGAAAAGAAAAAAAAAAAAAGAAAAAAGAAAAAAAGAGAGAAGAGAGAAAAGUAAGAAGUAAGAAAGAAGAAAAGAAAAGAAAAACUGAAAUUUCAUGAUGACAGUAUUACGCUUUUGCGUAAGGUAACCGCAUAGUAAUAUAUUAAUUAUUUAUCUUUUAAGAAUAACGAAAAUAACCUAAAAUAAUAAUAAUUCAAAGUUAAAAUCUCCAUUUUAAUUAUGGAAUAUGUGAGUCGUUUUUUCUAUCGUCAGAUAUAUCUUUAUAAGCUUGUAUUUAAGAUAUAUUUUUCACACACACGUACACACACACACACACACACAGUGAAUUGGAAAUAUCGGUUUUAAAUUCCAUUAUUAAUCGGAUUUAAUGAAAUUAAAAUAAAAAAAAAAAAAAAAAAAAAAGAAACGACACAUAUAUUCGCUUUCGUGUACAAAACGAAUUAUCGAGCAAACAUCUUUGUACAGGCUAUUUUAACUUUAAAAAAACUCGGUGCUUUCGAAGAUUUCUCGAACACUGUGUACAUUUUACCGUAGCUGUUAAGAUAUCUGCGAAUGUGAUUCGCAUUUUAUGAGCUUCUUUGAAGAGAAAUGCACCACCGAAUUACUUCCAACUAUACGUUUGUAUGUUGGACGAGAGCAUAAUAAAAUGAUAAGUUUAAUUGUUUAAUUAAAAACCAUUAUAUUAUCACUUUGAUUAAGUAUUUUUACGAACUUCACGUACGCCCUUAAAUAUUUUUUACGUUAAUUUUAUGCCCAUUUUUUUUUUAUGUAUAUACAUAUAUAUAUAUAUAUAUAUAUAUAUUUAUGUUCCGUUGUGAAUAUAUUGAUGUUAAUAAAUGAUAAUUGCUGGAUUAUUAUCAUCAUCAAAGGAAUUUUCAAAGGAUUAAUGUCGAAAGAUAAUAAGAAAUUUGUGUAAUAUUGGCGGUGUAUAGCUCUUCGUAGAUUGCCAAAGAACGAUAGAAAAAUAUGUAACUGAAUUCCGUUCCUCUGUUCUUCCAAAUCGAGAAAAAGAAUCGAGAGAAAGAAUAUUACUGUGCACGAUGAGGAUUGAUUGAUUCAUGCAGAAAUUUAUAAAAAUGUUUACAGUCGCGUUGCUCGUGUCAGCAUUAGAAGUUGGAACGAAUGAAUUUAAAAAAAAAAAAAAAAAAAAAAUGAAAAUUUAUCAUACAUAUAUAUAUAUAUA